This is a messenger RNA of Prunus armeniaca (apricot), 279 nucleotides long. NCBI's taxonomy places the organism in Eukaryota, Viridiplantae, Streptophyta, Magnoliopsida, Rosales, Rosaceae. The record is from the annotation of a GenBank genome assembly.
AUGACAAAGAGAACCAAGAAGGCCGGUAUUGUUGGGAAGUAUGGCACCCGAUAUGGUGCUAGUCUGAGGAAGCAAAUCAAGAAGAUGGAAGUUUCUCAGCACAGCAAGUACUUCUGUGAAUUUUGUGGGAAGUAUGCGGUGAAGCGUAAGGCUGUCGGAAUCUGGGGUUGCAAAGAUUGCGGAAAAGUGAAAGCUGGUGGCGCCUACACCCUAAAUACCGCAAGUGCCGUGACUGUUAGGAGUACCAUCCGAAGGCUCAGGGAGCAGACUGAGAGUUAG